UGCUCGGCAUCCAAUGGCAAAAUUGAAAAGUUUCACCUUUUGACAAAGUUUGGUUUUCCACAAAAACAUUGCAAUCUGAUGCAGCACAGAAAUAAUCUAGAAUAAUUAAUUAUAUCAGAAAUAGUCCUCAAUUUUGACAAUAUGAUCAACCAAAGCACCACGGUCGUUUUCAUGUAUAGAACUUUCCCAUAAAUUUCCUCCUUUUUCCUUCUAUACUAAGUCUAAAAGCCAUGAUCAACACAAAAGACCUAUUCCCUUACCCCUUGUGCACCAUUCUGAAAAAAUGGAGUUCUUCCAAAGAGCAAAGGUCUUCCGGCUAAAAACCAGCAACCAGAGCAAGUACCUGAUAGCCGAUCAAGAUGAAGAUACAGUCAAGCAAACCCGCGACAGCUCCUCAACAUACACACGUUGGUCAUUCGAGCUUGUUGAGGGAAAGACUAAUGUCAUCCGCAUCAGGAGCUGCAACAGCUGGAAAUACUUAGCCGCGUCUGAAGAACCUUUCCUGCUUGGAAUGACAGGAAAGCGAGUUGCACAGAGACCUUGGCUCGGUGCCACAGUCGAAUGGGAGCCGAUCAAAGAAGGGCCUUACAUCAAACUCAGAAGUCAUACCGGAACUUUCUUAAGGUCAAACAAAGGACUUCCUCCUUGGAGAAACACCAUUACUCAUGAUCUGCCUGGUCAUUGGACAGCCUCUGAGAACAUGAUCCUGUGGAUUGUUGAUAUCGUCGAAAUCGAUCAUAAGUCAACUAAUGGUGAUUCAAAAUCCUUUAAGGGAAAUGCUGUUCCUUCUCGGUUAAGUAAUGCAGUGGAUCAUAAAUCUUUUUCAAGCUGCUCUACUUUGUCAAUUGAGGAUGAUGGCCCGUCUACGAAUUCGGCUUCCUCAUUAGAGCAUUCGAUCUCCUUCAGCAACUUAAGGUCUAUGUUAGAUGGCCUAGACGAUAAAGUUUAUGUUGUAACAGAACGAACAACAUCAGAUACAGGACGCGUUCUCAAAUCAGAAAUUCAUAUGGCUAAGCAAUCUCUCAAAGAACUGACGGACAUGGAUUAUCAUGGCAUCUUAUCUUUAGGACUAUACAAAGAGCUAGAAAAGGCAAUAAGUAAACUUUCUGCUGAUAAUAAAACAUCGCGGCAAGAAACUCUACAAGAGCAACUUAAGACGAUGAAAAAUGACCAUAACUUAGCCACUCAGGAUUUAGUUGAUUAUGCUACAUUUGACAGUAAAAUAUUGGAGAUCAAGGCCGAGGUUGAUAAGGAUGUGGCCAAGGCUUGUGUGUUAGAGGCCACCCUUGACAAAUGGUUCAGCGACGAGUAUGUAAAUCCAAGAGCUAACAAAGAGGAGUUGUUGAUGGAAUUAGAAGAAACAGAAAGCAGCAUCAAGGCUGUGGAAGUGCUCAGAUCACGAAUAGCGAAGAAAAAUGAGAGACUAGAGGAGAUGGAAGCAAAGGAGGAAUCAUGGCAAGCAAGGCAACUUGAAGCUGAAAGAAAAUUAGAAAGAGUUGAGAAAGAAUGGGUUAAGAUUAAGAGCUUGUUUAAAGAUGUUUAAUUAAUUUAGAGUAUUCAUUUGGCACUUUCUUGCUUUAAUGAUUAAAUUAAUUACAAUUUGAAUAUAUUGUAAGCAUAUAACUCUUGAAAAAAUUUCUCUAAGAUUACAGCAUUAAGAGGCUCUGAGCUUACAUAUUAGAAUCACCCACAGUAGCAGCUAAUGAAAUUAUGAAAUAACAAAACUGAAUGUUUCUUCCCUAUUUUCCUUUUCCCUCAGUAACAAGCACCUUAUGAUGCUCGUUGACAAAGACCACAAAGUCAACUUGACCAGAUCCUUUCCUAUGCUUUACCUCCCUUCUCUUCUAAUUAGAGGUGUUGUUGUAGAACGCAUGGUGUUUACAAAUAGAUUAAGUAAUUGUGCCAUGAGGAAAAAAGAGAGAUGGAGGAAUUAUUACUCUCAUAAUGAGGGUAAUAGUUACCCACCCUCCCCCUUGUGUAACUAUUACCCUCAAAAUGAGGGCAUUAGUUCCUCUUUCUUCACCUCAUACCACACCAUCACUACGUAAUUUUCCUUACAAUCACACCAUCACUAUCUCCUCCUUCCCUAUUUUCACUUCAUUUUACUUAGUUUGACUUUUAUUACCCUAGUAAUACAUCUCCCCCAAUCCAAACAUGCCUUAGAGGGAUCAUCAAUGAACAUGAUUUCUUCAUCAGCUCUUUAUUAUUGUUUUUACUUGAAUAUGGAAUCUUAAGUUUCCGGGGUGGUGUUUUCAAUUGGAGACUACUAACAGGUCUUACACUGCUAUAUUUUUGGGAUUAUGUUGG
Chenopodium quinoa (quinoa) is the source of this 2307-nucleotide messenger RNA. RefSeq names its product unconventional myosin-XVIIIa-like. The record is from RefSeq and is a predicted model, not a curated record. The transcript has 2 exons. NCBI's taxonomy places the organism in Eukaryota, Viridiplantae, Streptophyta, Magnoliopsida, Caryophyllales, Amaranthaceae. The coding region runs from base 284 to 1543 and encodes 419 amino acids.